Messenger RNA from Xiphophorus hellerii (green swordtail), 2478 nucleotides. RefSeq names its product family with sequence similarity 102 member Bb (gene eeig2b). Bases 136 to 1272 code for a protein of 378 amino acids. Lineage: Eukaryota; Metazoa; Chordata; Actinopteri; Cyprinodontiformes; Poeciliidae. The record is from RefSeq and is a predicted model, not a curated record. The transcript has 11 exons.
UUGUCAUCCGUAGCUUCACCACCGCCGUCCUCCCACAACAACAGUCCGGUGAGCCAGAAGAAGAGCGCACAAUGGGGCUGUAAUGUCAGCGACGCCUCGGAUCGGAGCAUCGCCUCGCAACCGCCGAGACUGUGUAUGGAUUUAAUGAUGAUGAAGAAGAAGAAAUUCAAGUUCAGGGUGGAUUUUGAGCUGGACGAGCUGUCGUCGGUCCCCAUCGUAAACGGCGUCCUCUUCUGUAAAGUCAGGCUGCUGGAUGGCGGCUUCUCCGAGGAAUCUUCACGGGAGCCUGUGCAGGCCAACUGCGUCCGAUGGAGGAAGCGCUUCUCUUUUCCGUGCAAGAUGAGCGCCAGUGCAGGAACCGGUGUGCUGGACCCCUGCAUGUGUCGCGUCUCGGUCAGAAAGGAGCUUAAGGGUGGAAAAGCGUACGCAAAGCUCGGUUUUGCAGAUCUGAAUUUAGCAGAGUUUGCCGGCUCAGGAAACACAACUCGGAGGUGUCUGCUGGAAGGCUAUGAUACCAAAAAUACCAGGCAGGAUAACUCCAUUCUCAAGGUUAUCAUCGGUACGCAGCUCAUGUCAGGGGAUCCCUGUUUCAAAACGCCUCCAUCCACAGCCACAGUGAUUGGGAUCCAGAGUGAUGGAGAGAGCCUGCUGGAGGAAAGGAGGGGCGGAGACUCACAGAAAGGCUUUUCUGGUGAAAGCCGAGAAGGAAAGGGUCCCGUCAUGUCAGACGAUCUGGGAGGCUGCGGCCACUCCCGGACCUCCAGCUACGCCAGCCAGCAGUCCAAACUCUCAGGCUACAGCACAGGUCACUCCCGCUCGUCCAGCAUGUCCGAGUUCAGCCACCGGCGAAACCACUCUGUGGGCAGCGCGUCGACGGGAAUCGGAAGCAUCCCGGAGCCGAGCGAGGAGCGAGAGUCCAAACCCUGUCCAGCUCUGCCGGAACACCCGGUUCCCACGGCAACCACGGGAAACCCACCGGGCACACCGGUGCGCAGUUCCUCGUCCUGCGAGCGACUGAACCGACAUCCAAUAAAACAGGACUCCAUGGAGUCUCAGCUGAAGAGAAUGGAUGACACUCGGGUGGACGCUGAUGAUGUUGUGGAAAAGAUUUUACAAAGUCAAGAUUUUACACCCAGCUUACUGGACUCCAGUGCUGAAGAGGAAGGCUUGCGUCUGUUUGUUGGGCCGGGAGGAAGCACUGCCCUGGGAAGCCAUCAUCUGCCCACCAGGGUUGGCGCUGGAGCAUACGAACAGGUGGUGAUGAAGCAUUAGCGCUGCGAUGACAGGAUGACCUUGAUCACACUUUAAACAAAUGGUUUGCGUUUGUUUCUCAAUUCCCACAGCAAACACAACGCCCCUUAUUAUCAGCACUGUGUCAAGCCUGAUCACUGAUUUCUGUCAUAACCAGAGCGCCCCCUUGUGUUCAUUUAAGCCACUGUAAUACAUUCAAGAGAAAGAAGUGGCAAGAUAUCAUCUCAGAUAAACACGCAGAGCUGUAGAUUAAAGAAUUAAAAUGGUUGUUUAUCAAAUCACUCCAAGAAACUGUUAUAUCAUAUUUCAGUUGAAUGUUUUCACUCAGUUUGGGUGCUGGCAGAUCUACAUGUUUAUGCAUUUUUUUAUUACGUCAAUGAGAGGAGAUUAAUUUCUCUUUGUGCACCUUUAAAGUGAAAAGUGUUUUUGAUACAUUCCUUUAGUCUGCUUGUUUUGGACGUACUUAAGAUAGGACUUUAUCUGGAAGAUUUGCCUGCAAGCAGCUGAAGAGCUGCAGUUGGCACCGAUAACUGUUUGUGUUUUCAAGGUGAGAAUAUUUUACUACAGAAACAUAAGAUGUAAGCUAUUUUAUGUGUGAAUGCGGACAAUGAGUGGGUGACAAUGUGUGAGACUCCUGUGUUGAAUGAGUGAUGGGAUUUUAUGUAAUUUAAUGUUGAAACUGUCAAAGACAAAAGAGCAAAACUUGAUUUGUUUACCAAAACUGCAUUUUUUUUUAAAACUAGAUUAUUAGCCAGUAUUUUACGCUUCUAAUCCAUCCAGAAAUUGAACAACCAAAUUUAUUUUAGAAUUAGCAACUUAUUAAUAAAAAUGUUCCCACUUUGCAUCAUUAAAUGAAACUGUAGGUAAAAAUGUGAGAAUUAAUAGCUUGAAUUAAUGUGCAUUUUGCUUAAAAGCUGUGCUUCAGCAAUCCACACCGACCUGCAGGUCAGGGAAAUUACAAAGAAAACAACAAAACAAUGAAAGUUCAUGUUUGACUGAUUAACUGGCUCUUGUGAAUCUGGUGCACAUGUUGCAGUUUUGUUUGUAAACAAACUGAACAGCAAAAAAUCUAGUGAAGUGAUCCACUGCCAAGAAGAAAACUCAACGGUCAGAGGCAUUUAGAGCAAACAGCAACAAUUUAUAUUUAAGUAAUCUCAUUUAAGAUUCACUAAUAUGGAAGAGGAUUAAGGCCAGUGAAAAAAAAUGUAAUAAAAUUCUGACUUUAAA